Thamnophis sirtalis is the source of this 1643-nucleotide messenger RNA. Lineage: Eukaryota; Metazoa; Chordata; Lepidosauria; Squamata; Natricidae. The record is from RefSeq and is a predicted model, not a curated record.
GGUGGAAUGUACUGGUUGGUGCUACUGGAUGACUACAGUGCUGGGUUUGGGCUCAUGGUGGUGGUCAUAACUACCUGUCUGGUAGUAACACGUGUUUAUGGCAUGAAAAGAUUUUGCCGUGACAUUCACAUGAUGCUGGGUUUCCAACCAGGGAUAUACUUUAGGGCCUGCUGGUUGUUCCUGUCUCCAGUAACAAUGACGGCCCUGCUUGUCUACAGCAUUAUCAAGUACCAGCCUUCAAAGUACAAUGGGACCUACUGUUUUCCAUCUUGGGCUGAGGCUCUGGGCAUCCUAAUGGGGAUCUUCUCUUGCCUGAUGAUCCCCAUAGGAAUGCUGUUUGCUGUGCUCCGAGAAGAAGGAACACUCUGGCAAAGAAUUCAGCAAGCUAGCAGACCAACUAUGGAUUGGGGUCCUUCUCUGGAGGAGAACAGAACUGGCAUGUAUGUGGCCACCCUGGCAGGUAGCCAGUCUCCUAAACCUUUGAUGGUCCAUAUGAGAAAAUAUGGAGGGAUAACUAGCUAUGAAAACAUAGCUUUUCAAAUUGAUAAAGAGAUGGAAGAGGAUGAAGAAGAAUCUAUCAUAUGAAGAAACAGUCUACCUAUUCACAUCAGGUGGUGGAAGGCAAAGAGAUUGUGGGGAAUACUCUGCCCAACUUUGCACUUUGGCACAUCAGUCCAAUCAGCAGUCUGUUUCCAGAUGCAGCCAAAGAUUGCCUAUUCAGAACCUUAUACUGGUGCAUUUGGCUGUAAAUCCCAAUGUUGUUGAGGUUUCUGUUCAAUGUGACAAGAUGUGCAAUGAGCUUGUCUUAGUGCUUUGAUGCCUGAUGCAGGUCACUCAUCCAUGUUGUCCUUGCUGCUGUCACCAAGAAUGGGUUUCUCAAAUUCAAAAUAAGUAUACUGUAUGCUAGUUCCUAUUGUAUUGAUCCAAUCUAUUUUCCUGUAGUUAUAUGCUUGUACUUCUUUAUCCACAAACUUCCUCGUUCCAUAGGAAACUUAGAAGUUUUUUUAUCCAGUGGACCACUUCUCAAAAACCUUCCAUUGUUCUAUCUUCUGUGGUGUAAUAAAUGGUAAUUUUGCAUAGUACCUGAGGAGUUUGAAAAUAGCUUAUGGGGUGCAUUCCUUAUAGAAAGUCAGAGACCUUGGACAUGUGUAUGAAUUGCAAGAAAAUAUUCAAUAUCACAGUAAGUAUAACAUUCCAAAUCAAUUAGUCUAAUUGUUAAGUCUAGGAUAAAUUAAAAGAUACAGAGGAAUUGUUUUGGGACAACCAUAAAAUCCAAUGUAUAAUGUAUUCAGUCUUAUAUUGGUUUGACGCAGAUUUCUAGAAGUUAGAAAUAACUAACAAGGUUUCUUUUUUCCCAAGGAUUAACACAAUCUUGGGAAGCAAAUUCAUGCCAGUAAAAGAAAUAUCUGCACUAGAAAGGUUAAACUGACUGAAAAAUGUCUUUCACAUGAAGAUACAUUACAAAAUAAUAAUAAUAAUAACUCCAACCAACAUUUUUAACAAUUGUUUGUAUGGUGACUGGACACUUUGGCGUCUGUUUAUAAAGGGGUUAAUUUAUACCUGCAGAGUCUCAUAAAUUAUCUCUGAAAACUGUAGGAAUAAGAGUUCAAAUUAAGUACUAUGUACAUUCAUAUGAUGUUUUA